AUGAAAGAAAAUAUAAAUUACACAAACCAUAAUCAGAAUAAGUUUUGCAACGCGUUGUCUAACUUGAAAAAAUACUGUUGUAAUACAAGUGAUACUAAUUCAUUAGUUUUUAGUGAUAAUUCCAUUAUAUUAAAUAAUAUUCGAAAUUAUAAAAAUGAAACUAGUAUUAAACAUGAAAAUAAUAUAAAUAGUGGAUACCAUCGAAAUGAUACAUUAUCUAAAGGAAGCUCGAAUAAUAAUAGCAUUAGUAAUACUUAUGGCAAUUAUAUAGACAAUAAUGCAUUUCCUUCAUUAGAUAAAAAUUAUAAUGAAAAAAAUAUAAAUGUAAAUAGUGAGAUUUAUAUGCAUGGAACUGAUAGAUUACCACAUUUUUAUGAAAAUUUUGACUAUGAUAAUGCAAAAGAUAAAUAUAUUUUUCAGGAUGUUUCACAUGUAAAUAUAGGUAAUACACCACAAGGAGAAAUUUUAACAGAAGAGAACACUAAGGGCAUAAUAAUUAAUGAACGAAGCAUCAAUAAAAACAUAAAUUACACACCACACAAAAAUAAUAUUAUAAAAUAUGAAAUAUAUAGAAACGGAAAUAAGCUUAACUAUAAAAAUGAUUUGGGUGAAGGUAACAAUUAUAAGCCCCCAGAAAAAAUAUAUGCAAGUAUGAAAGGUGACAAUAUUGUAUAUAAGAAUGGAUAUAUAAAUAAUCAGGAGAUGUAUAUUUAUGGCAAUCCUAAUUUUGAAAAUAAUCAAGUACAUUUUCAACCAAUAAAAUUGAAUCAUAAUACAUCAAUUUCCAAUACGUGCAAUGAUAAUAAGGAGCAUAAAGUGAUAGAUCCUUUAAUAGAUCAUUUAUAUUUUGAUAUAAAAAGUAAAGUUAAUGAAAAAAAAAACGAAAAAUCCGAAGGGAUAGAAGAAAGAUUAAGCAAAUAUAAUAGAUCAUCCAAUACUAUUAACGAGUCAAUUAUUAUUCCUACAAAUAUGGAACCCCAAAAAUUCUCUAAUAGUGUACCUUAUUUAUUGGAUUUAAACGAAAAAUCUAAACCGAAAUUUGUGAACAAUUCCAAUCAAACUACUAAUAAAAGAAAGAAAUAUCGAUUUAAAAAAAAAUUUGCAACUUUACUAAAAAACGCAAAGAAAGAUAUAAAAGUUAGACCAAAAAAAGGAAAAAGAAAAAGUCGUAAGUUGAGAUUAAGAAGCUCUAAUAAGAAGAAAAAAUAUACAUUUAAAAAAGAAAAGAAAACAAGACAAAUUAGGAAUUCGAAUAAUAUUAAGAGGAAAAGUCAUACUAGAAAAUUUAAAAUUAGUACUAAUAUCGGUAGAUCAAGGAAAAAAAUUAAUAUCCGAUCAAAACGUAUAUUAGGACAUGAAAGAAAGAAUAAGCACCUAAAAAAAAGACGGAUUAGAUUUAGAGGAAAAAUAAUGCCACAUGUAGAGAAUAACAAAAUAAUAAAUGCUAUGGUAAUUAAGAAUAGAAAAAACCGUGAUAAAUCUCGACACAAUAGAAUCAAUAUAGAAAAAAAAAAUAAAAUAAAUAAUAUAUAUAAUGAAAAAGGCAUUACGCAUUCGAAUUUUAACAAAAAACAUAAUCCAAAAAAUAGCAUGAAUUAUAUAAAAAAAAAGAAAAAUAUUAUUUAUGAUGAAAAAAUUAAUAAAGAUAAAUAUUUAAAACCGAUAAGACAUUUAGGAAAUGAAAAAAAUGAAACCUAUUCAGAACGGAAACUUAUUAAUAAAAAAGAUAUUAGCGAGCUUCACGAAGAAAAUAAAUCAAAAACUGUGAAUAACCCAUCUAUUAAUAAUACAAUUAUUCAAUGUAGUGAUAAUUGUUCUGUUAAUAAUAAUAAGGAUACCUCAAAAUUAAGCCCUAAAACUUCCACUCUAUCAUCUGAGGUGUGUACAGUAAAAAGGGGUGACUUGAAAUAUUUAAAAGAUGGUAAACAUACUGAUAUCACAGAUAACGAUGAAAAUAAUUAUAAAAAACAAAAUUGUUAUGAUCUAAAAUUGGAAAACAAGCACGAUACUAUUGUAAUGCAUGAUAGUAAAAAUGGCAACAUAGAUAGCAAUGCCGCAUCCUCAAAUAAUUUACAGGAGUAUGAUGAAAAAAAUAUAUUUUUUGAAUUACUGAAUAUUCUAGUAAUAAAAUUAAUUAAAAAAAAUUUCAAAAGCCCAUUUAAUAAUACCUUUUCCAUAAGCAAUGAAAAUAUCCAAGGAUUGUUAUUUGAAGGGUCUGAUAAAAAUGAUAACGAUGCAACAUUAAAUUUUCUAAAAAGGAUUAAUGCAACAUUGAGUAUUGAGAAUAUGGAAGGGAAUGGAUUUAGAAUGGAGGAAGAAAAAGAUAAAAUGGAAAAAAUAAAUGCAAAUAUGAUCAGCAGAGCAAAUAAAAACCGAGUUAAAUAUAACCAAUUGGGGCAUUUUUCUGGCGAUAUGGAAAAAAUAGAUAAUGAUAUGGCAGAUCAUGAUAAUUAUUUUUUUCCAAUAAAAAGGAAAAUUAAUAUGAGAAGAAGUAAAAGCAAUGAUUCAUUUUUUGACAGUAAACUUAUAACAGAAAAAGAGACACGCAUAAAAUUGGUUAGCACAUUUUUAAAAAGUGAUUCUCCUAUGAAAUAUAAAAUUUGCAAGGAAACAAAUGGGAAUAAGUUAUUUAAAUCGAGCAUAAUACAACAGCGUUCAAUUUUUCAGAAAGAAGAAACCUCUGAAAAUAAAAUAAUUUAUGUUUUAAAUUCUAUAAUUUUUUACUCAAAUAAAUUAAAAAAUAUGCUAAAUAUUUCUAUUAAAAAAGGAAGAUAUCCCAAUAGACAUGCAUUAAAAAUAAAAAUUUUUAUUCUUAGUUUAAUAUUUUUAAUUAAAAAGGUUAAAGAGGAUUGCUUUUUUUAUGAUUCUUUUUAUUUGAAACAAGUUAUAAUUUUAAUAAAAGAAAUUAUUGAAAAUCUUAAGCCAAUGAUAUUGAAUCUUACAAAUAAAACCGAAGUUACGAAAUUUGAGUCUGUUAUUAUAAAAAUAUAUUUUAUAGAAUUAUGUAAAAUGUCUAGUCUGUUAUAUUCUCUAGAUAGUAUAACUACAUCGAAUGUAAAUUGUUUAUAUUCUUCAUUAUCAUCGAAGGAUAUUAGAUCAUUUUCUUCAAAACUAGAUAAUUUGAUAAAAUCAUCUGAAAAUAUAAAAUAUGAGACCACCAAUGAAACUAGUGAUACAAUAUGUACUAAUGAUGACGCAAAGGAAAAGAAAACAAAUUGUCAAGUCAUGAAUGAUGAAGAACAUCAUAAAAAUAUUACUAAUAAUAAUUACAGUAACGAUAAUAAUGUUUUAUUUAAAAAAAAAAAGUGUAUAUAUAGUUAUAAAAAAGAAUCACCAGAUACUAAAUAUUAUAAAAAGCAUAGCAAAGUAAAUAAUUAUAAUGGUUAUUAUUAUUUAAUAAAAAGGUUAAAGGUUGAUUUAAAAGGGUUAGUAAGGAGUGGGUUAGAUAAUCUUUAUAACAUUCGAUUAAUUUUACAAUAUUUAGACAGACUAAGUUAUAUUUAUAAACCUUUAAAUAAUUUAGAAGGUCAUAUAAAUAGUAAUAAUAAGAUUGAUAAAAUAAUAAAAAAUAUUAACGUACAAAAAUGUUUAUUCUUUGAAAAUAAUAAAGAAACAAUUUUAAAUGAAGAAAUAACAAGAUAUAUAAAAAGUGUUAUGAAAAGGUUAACAAAUUUGACUAAUCAUUUGAGCGAGAUAUCGAAUGUUGGAAAACUCGAAAAUAAUUUUAUGUCUAAGUCAACUAGUAGUGCAAUCGAUGUAACAAAAUAUGAUAAUAGUAUGGGAAAAAAUAUAUUUUUUUUUAAAAAAAAAAAUUCUCUAAUCGAAAAAAAUGAUAAAUAUAGCUACAUAGACGAAACAGAAGAAUUCGAUAAAAUCAAUGUUCAUUUAAAUAGUAUUAUUAAUUUGAAAAAUAAGAAUGUAGGGACAUUACAGGAUUAUAAUAAACAUUUUAUUGUUAUGAAAAAAUAUAAUCAAGAAUUAUCUUUAUUAAAUGAAUUACAAAGAAACGAUAAACUUCUAAUUAGUGAUCCUAUUGAUAGCAUAAAUAUUUCUGACUUUUCGAGCCUUUUAAAAUAUUAUGUGAAUACAAAUAGAUGUAAUAAAAAAUAUAUGGACAAAAAUAAAAAUGAUGGUUUACCAAAAUAUUUGAGAGAGUUAUAUAUGCAAGAUCACCAUUCUUUGUUAAAUUUUAAAAAUAAUAUAUUUGACAGUAUUCCCGAAAAUAUAUAUUCUAUGGAUUGGAAUCCAAAAAAUUCAAUUCAUGAAAAUGCUAACAAUACUAGCAAAUUAAAAAAGGAUACUUUCGAUAUGAAUAAAUAUAAGACAACUUUGAUGCAGAGAAAAACUAAAUUGAAAUCGUUUUCAGCAGAAUCAAUCGAGUUCAACAAAAAAAGAAAUCAUGCCAUCAAAUAUUUUAAAAUGUAUUAA
This is a messenger RNA of Plasmodium vinckei vinckei, 4428 nucleotides long. Its product is annotated as conserved Plasmodium protein, unknown function. The record is from RefSeq and is a predicted model, not a curated record. Lineage: Eukaryota; Apicomplexa; Aconoidasida; Haemosporida; Plasmodiidae. The transcript has a single exon. Bases 1 to 4428 code for a protein of 1475 amino acids.